UCGCAGUACCUCCUGGCGUGCAGACAGUCGCUUCCGUGGUCUCAAUGGUUGCGUCACGCUCUGAAUUUUUUUUCCCUUCCUGGCCGGGUGGGGCAUUGCGCGUGCGCAGAGGGCACUUCCUUCUCUCUCCCUGGGGCCUGCAGCGGUAACAAGAUGGCCAAACGAACCAAGAAGGUUGGGAUUGUGGGUAAAUAUGGCACCCGAUACGGAGCUUCCUUGAGGAAAAUGGUGAAGAAGAUUGAAAUUAGCCAGCAUGCUAAAUAUACUUGCUCCUUCUGUGGCAAGACCAAAAUGAAGAGGAAAGCUGUGGGUAUUUGGCACUGUGGCUCUUGUAUGAAAACAGUAGCUGGUGGCGCCUGGACAUACAACACCACUUCAGCGGUGACAGUGAAAUCUGCCAUCAGAAGACUGAAGGAGUUAAAAGACCAGUAGAAGCAUAUUUUUGUUCCACUGUUACUCUUCCUCUACAGUUCAUGUCCUUAUUGUCAAUUAAAGGUGGCUGUGAACAUUGAA
Molecule: messenger RNA, 513 nt
Organism: Zootoca vivipara (common lizard)
Lineage: Eukaryota; Metazoa; Chordata; Lepidosauria; Squamata; Lacertidae
Gene: RPL37A
Product: ribosomal protein L37a
Biological process (GO): translation
Cellular component (GO): ribosome; cytosolic large ribosomal subunit
Molecular function (GO): large ribosomal subunit rRNA binding; structural constituent of ribosome
Source: RefSeq, a predicted model, not a curated record